AGCUCGAAUCCUCUCUUUGAUCUCUUCUUCCCUGGCAUGGAUAAAAAAGCCUAAGACUCGUUCCAUGACUAAAGCUCGUCGUCCCCAUCGGUUUUAGGCCAUUAACGUUGCUUGCGAAGGUGUCACCGCCUUCGCAAAACCCCAUCCAACCCUUCCUUGUCCCUAUUCCAGGAGAGCUUUAACUACGCUCCGACACUUCACGCAGGUUUCCCACGACAGGCUUCCAACGACUUUUCCUUUACUGCCUUCACCCGCCAUUUAUGACCCCCUGAGACUGUCUAGCCCCUUCUACAUAACACCCUCCACGGGAAAACCUCGUUCGCCACUCCAACCUCUCUUCCCACGAGCGCCAGCCAUGGAAGGGAUCGAGCACAGGACCCUUUCCGUCAACGGCAUCACCAUGCACGUCGCGGAGAAGGGCCGCGGACCCGCCGUCCUCCUCCUCCACGGCUUCCCGGAGCUCUGGUACACGUGGCGCCGCCAGAUCCACGCGCUGGCCGCGCAGGGGUACCGGGCCGUGGCCCCGGACCUCCGCGGGUACGGCGACACCGAGGCCCCCGCCGAGGUGGAGCGCUACACGUGCCACCACGCGGUGGGGGACGUGGUGGCGCUGAUGGACGAGCUCGGGUUGGGGGAGGCGGCGCACGUGGUGGGGCACGACUGGGGGGCGCUCGUCGGGUGGUACCUCUGCAUGUUCAGGCCGGAGCGGGUGAGGUCGUACGUGUGCCUGACGGUGCCGUUCCGGCCGAGGAAUCCGGCGGCGAAGCCCGUCGAGUCCUUGCGGGCUCACUUCGGCGAUGACUACUACAUCUGCAGAUUCCAGGAACCUGGAGACAUUGAAUCCGACAUUGAACGCCUCGGCGUGAGGAACGUGCUCAGGAAGAUCCUCACGGAGCGCAAGCCCGGUCCGCCCAUGUGGCCUAAAGGACAAGACUUCAGCUGCCGUCCCGGCAAGCCGAUGGCUCUACCUUCUUGGCUCUCGGAGGAAGACCUUGAUUAUUACACCAGCAAGUUCGAGAAGCGGGGUUUCACUGGAGGCCUCAACUACUACCGCGCCCUGGAUCUGAACUGGGAGCUAACGGCGCCAUGGACCGACGCGCGAGUGAGAGUGCCGGUUAAGUUCGUAGUUGGGGACCUGGACAUUACGUACACGACUCCUGGAGUGAAGGAGUUCGUGCACGGCGGCGGGUUCAAGAAGCACGUGCCUCUCCUGGAAGACGUCGUGGUGAUAGAAGGCGCCAGCCACUUCAUCAACCAAGAGAGGCCGGAGGAAGUCAAUUCUCACAUCCACAACUUCAUCAAGAAGUUCUGAUCGAUGCCGUCUAGGCUGCCUUUCGGUUGUACUUCCGAAGCUUGCGACGAUUUUCGUUUUCCAUUUUGAAUCAUGACAGGGUCCCUUUCCGUCAGGUGUGAUGUAGUUUCUAGCGUUCAUUUCUUGCUGCUGCUGCUGCUUUUCUGUUGCAAUGCAAAAUUUAGACCUCGGGUUAGCUUGGAAGAUACCUAUCAAUGAUGAAACGAAAUGGCACUUUGGUUGGCCAGGCAAA
Eucalyptus grandis is the source of this 1544-nucleotide messenger RNA. Its product is annotated as epoxide hydrolase A. The record is from RefSeq and is a predicted model, not a curated record. NCBI's taxonomy places the organism in Eukaryota, Viridiplantae, Streptophyta, Magnoliopsida, Myrtales, Myrtaceae. The transcript is spliced from 4 exons. Bases 356 to 1312 code for a protein of 318 amino acids. Gene Ontology annotation, molecular function: hydrolase activity.